AAUACGGCGCCUGCUAGAAUCAAUGCUACAUGUAUAAGAUCGCGAAUACCAGUAUUAGUUCGCCCACCGGCUUCAGAUCGAGAGAAUCAACAUAAUACUAGUGUAAACACUGACAGUGACUUUGUUGUUCCCAAUACUAUUUCCAUACCUGUAAUUUCCUCUGCUAGAUCUAGUGGUAUUCCAAAAAGAAAGAAAACUGGUACAGGUAAUGGUGGCUCUGCAGGAAAGAAAAGGCGUCCUGUGGCUUCGCAGGGGGCGAGUUCAUGUAGUUUUCAGCAGCCGGUUAAUGUGAUGGCUGGGCUCUCGCAACAUCCACAGUAUAGUAUACCCAGUACCAUUCCAUCACAGUUUGUGGGUACCCCUACAAGGCCUAUGUCAGGAUCAGGUAUAACAGGUGAUAUAAUGAGUUGUAAUUGUGAAAAUCAGGAAGGCUUCAUGUCAUCUGUCCCCAAUAUUGCAAGUCCCACUAUUUGCGAGAGUGGUCAUGAGGUUUUAGGUCAAAGCAUUUCGGAAAGUAUGCGUCAGAAUAUUGAAUGUUUACCCACUAUGUCAGAGAGUGUUCAUGAUGUUUUGGGUAAUAACAUUUCGCAGAGUAUGCGCCAAAAAAUUGCUAGAGGCGAGUAUGUUGAUUUAGCUCACUUGAUCACCAAAACCAAUUCUGGUAAAACAGCUCUUGUUUUGAAUGAUGAGGGAGAAAUUGUAACCCGAGAAAAGUUGACUCAUUCUGUUCUGACAAUUGACAGUUGGACUGAUGCCUUCCUUGUUUAUAUUAGUAUUUAUUUACGUGGUCAUCCUGAAAGGGUGCAAGAAAUGUUAAAAUACAUGCACACCAUUAGGCUUGCCGCGUCAAGGGGCUAUGGAUGGAGUUCAUAUGAUGAACAAUUUCGGUUAAAAAGGAGUCUGGAUCCAAGUAGCUCUUGGUCAAGUGUAGAUUUUGAGUUAUGGUUGAUUCACAUGGCCGAUGGUAAAUCAGUAACUAAGCCCAGUAUUAAGUUAACAGGAAAAUGUUUUGAUUUUAAUUAUAAAGGGUAUUGUUCUAAGACAUCUUGUCAAUACUGGCACAAUUGUAUGUCCUGUGCAGGUAAUCACCCUGUUGUAGCUUGUAAUGUUCAGAAUACACAAAAUACCAGUAGGAGAUUUUUUGAGGGGUCAGUGCAACAGCGUCCAAUCGGUUUUCCACGUAAUUCAUACAGGUGGGGCAAUCCCCUGAAUAACAGUGUUAAUCAAUCAAGACCAUUUUUACAGGGUGGUAAUAAUAGAUACAGUAAUUCCAUGUACGAUAAUGUAGGCCCUCGACAAGGAAAUAUUCAGAGGUUUGGUAAGAGGUCUUUUGAUAAUCAAAAUGCAAGUUUCAGGGGGAGGGGGCAACAAUAUAGGAAUUGAUGUCAGGUUUUUCCUGGA
This is a messenger RNA of Patella vulgata (common limpet), 1401 nucleotides long. RefSeq lists its product as uncharacterized. The transcript has a single exon. NCBI's taxonomy places the organism in Eukaryota, Metazoa, Mollusca, Gastropoda, Patellidae. The coding region runs from base 292 to 1383 and encodes 363 amino acids. The record is from RefSeq and is a predicted model, not a curated record.